GCAAAAUGAAAUGAAUAAUUGAAACCCCGUAAAUUAACGUCUUGUCAGGCUCAACUUUUACAGAAGAAAAAAAAUAUGAUAUAUUUGUGAAAUGCGAAAUCUUCUCGGUCCACAUUUCUUGCAACUACAGACUAACAAUAUAACGAGAGCUAAGAUUUGUGAGUGUAGACUUGAGGCAUGGGGAGAUUGUUUGUUGUGAGCCUAGAGGGGAGGGUCUACAGCUGCAAACACUGCCGUACCCAUCUCGCUCUUUGUGAAGAUGUUGUUUCAAAGUCCUUUCAUAGCAGGCACGGGAAAGCUUAUCUCUUCAGUAAGGUAGCUAAUAUCUCUCUUGGAGAGAAAGAAGAUAGAAUGAUGAUGACUGGAUUGCACACUGUCGCCGAUAUUUUCUGCGUUGGCUGUGGAUCAAUUGUUGGGUGGAAAUAUGAGACUGCUCAUGAGAAGAACCAAAAGUACAAAGAAGGAAAAUCUGUACUUGAACGGGUCAAGAUUGCGGGUCCUGAUGGAAACAAUUAUUGGAUCAAUCAUGAGACACAGGUUGGUGGAAGUGAUGCAGAUGAUGCUUAAAUUCUCAUUCAUAAUCAUAUCCCAAUUGUACAUUCCUUAACCCCAAUUAUUGUUGUUUUUGUUUAAAUCAUGUGUUUCUUUAAACUGUGAGACUCCUAAUUUGGGGCAGCUCGCCCACUUGUUUGUCAAUAACAUAACUGAAAACAGUUCAUUGUUGAUUCUAAUCUAAUUUGUGUUCAAGUUUCCUGUGAUUAA
This is a messenger RNA of Humulus lupulus (European hop), 762 nucleotides long. RefSeq names its product protein yippee-like. Lineage: Eukaryota; Viridiplantae; Streptophyta; Magnoliopsida; Rosales; Cannabaceae. Bases 178 to 567 code for a protein of 129 amino acids. Gene Ontology annotation, cellular component: ubiquitin ligase complex. The transcript is spliced from 6 exons. The record is from RefSeq and is a predicted model, not a curated record.